Messenger RNA from Guillardia theta CCMP2712, 1248 nucleotides. RefSeq lists its product as hypothetical. The transcript has 4 exons. Gene Ontology annotation, biological process: intracellular signal transduction; protein phosphorylation. Gene Ontology annotation, cellular component: nucleus; cytoplasm. The coding region runs from base 1 to 1248 and encodes 415 amino acids. NCBI's taxonomy places the organism in Eukaryota, Cryptophyceae, Pyrenomonadales, Geminigeraceae. The record is from RefSeq and is a predicted model, not a curated record. Gene Ontology annotation, molecular function: ATP binding; MAP kinase activity.
AUGAGCGUAGCGCAGGAAGGGAAGGCAUUCCGGGUCAGGACGCGGGGAGGAGGGGGGAGCAGGUGGAGAGUCUCAGGGCUGGUGAUCGAAGAGCUGAUAGGGGAAGGAGCCUAUGGUCACGUUUGUAGGGGAAGAGAGAAAGGAGGGGAGCAAGUUGCCGUGAAGAAGAUUUUCACCCCGACCGUGCUGCUUCGGAGGAGGGCGAUGGUGGAGGUGGCGGCGAUGAGAGCAAUGCAGGAGCACCCGAACAUUGUGACUCUGAGAAGUGUGCGGAGAGAGGGGACGAAGCACGGAGGUGGGGAACAAGGCUGCAAGCCGCUGAUGGAGAUGUACCUCCUUAUGGAGCUCUGCUCUUGCACGCUCCUGGAGUUCCUGGUGGGAGAGGAGUCCGAGACGCUCCUGAGGGAAGAAGCAGAGGGCUUGAGUUUACAGCUGAUAGAUGGCGUCUCGUUCAUGCAUUCUUGUUCUAUCUACCAUGGUGACCUCAACUCCAAAAACAUCCUUCUGAAGAGGAGCCUGGCAGGAUGCAUGUCUUCCUUGCGGGUAUGCGACUUCGGCAUGGCAGGAAGUGUCAGGCAAGGUGGAAAGAAGACGAAGCAGCUUGAAUUCAAAGAAGAAAAUCAGAGCACAUGCGAUGCUAUGGAAAGCUCUUCCACCAUGUACCCAAUCGUGCGACCCUCUAGGCAAUACAGGCCGCCUGAAAUACUGCUGAAUGCUCGUGAAGGAUACGAACAAGAAUCCGAUGUGUGGGCCGUUGGCUGCCUUCUCGUCGACCUGUCGAGGUGUGUCUUACCAGCCCAAGCAGCUUUCCGAAAGCCUCUCGUCGAUGAGAUCUCAGUUGUCGUGAGCUCCAGGGAUUCGGAGGCUUGCAUCGUGACAGAAGGUGUCCUUCGAGAGCUGCAGCAUGUGCUGCACCCUGUUGGAGUAUCAGUAUCGGACGACCUCCUCGGAAAGCCGACGGUUCAUGUGUUGGACUCUUUUCGAUCACACCCUAAGCACGAGAGAGAGGGCUGCAGAUUCAUCCCCGACGAAAUGAGAGGAUCAUGGAUCUUUCAGGUUGCGCCGAGUUUGUUGCGUCCCCACCCCGAGCGACGACCGUCGAUGGGCGGGAUCUUUGAUGGCAUUUCCGGAGAUGCUGUUAAGAUGGCUCGUGCAGCCGUGAAAGCAGAUGAUGUCGCCGUAAGACUCCUUGGGGAGAUUCAGGAAGGGCCAACGGAGAGCUGCGUCCGUUGGAUCUUCGGAGACUGA